CCAGGCGAACGCCAUCGCAGUGCUGUGUGCUGUGCAGUCGCAACAGGAAGCGAAGCGGUCGCGCUCUCCGACGGCGCCGGCGACGACGACGACGGCGUCGACGCUCCCAUUCCGGGCACCUCCGACUGCUGCCGGCGAGACAGCACGGCCAACUCACUGCCUCCUCCGCCCACAUCGCUGGAGGGGAGGCGAAAAUAAUAACAAUAAUAAUAAUAAUAAUAAAAACAGUGACGAUUUUUCGUGUUCUAAAACGUCAGGUCCACAGCGACGCUGCUUGUCGCCGACAGAGCACAGUAGCACGACCUCCACAGUGGAGCUGUACCACAGUUGUGAAUCGCAGAAGCUGUUAUAAAACGAGGACACUCACAUUAUUGACGUCCCUGAGCGAUAAUAACAAACAAUAACAAUAAAAUACUGCCCUUAUUGUUGUUAUUACUACUGCAUAAACUUUUACGCUGUGUCGGCCGCAAUACGUCGUAAUUACCGCAAUUAUCACGUCGUCAUGGACUAUAAAGAGGUGUGUCUACAUUAAUAGUCACGCUUUUUUUUUAUUGCUGUCAUAACAAUUAAAAUAGCAGCCACGGACUCUUGAGACAACUGAUUGCGAGUUGGAGGGAAGCUGCUUGCGGAACUCUACGGUUUAUUCGCGGUGUCUGUGACUACUGGCUGUAAUGGAAACUGGUUGAAGCUGUGUGAAUUCUACCGCCACUCUACACGACUGCACGCGUUCCUAACUGCCAGUGACAGUAGUCUCAGCCGCGUGACAAAGUGUUUAUUUUUCCUGUCUGGCUCUGAGCAGAGAAAACAGAAAAGACAGAAAGAAGAGGGAGACAUUUGCAGUGAAAUACCGUUUGAUUACGACCGUCGUUUUCUUUUUUGUUUUUCCCCCCUCCGCUGUGGAAGCGUCUUGCUUGCUUUGGCAGAUGUUGCCGAUCGCGGAGUGCUUCGGCGAGGACUUGUCGCGAGGUGUAAACAGUGCCACCAUGUGUCACCACGAGCCCAGCUCUCGACUGCUGUGACAGUCGCUUACCACUGCUUUUAUUCCGCUCCCGGCGAGUGACUGAGUACUGAAGAGCAAUUUUGUUGACGUCGGUUUCUAAGAACUGUGCUUUUGGGAUCGUGUCACUGUUGCGGCAGAAAUUCUGUGGCACCGUGGAAGAGUUGCUGUUUAUUUGGUGGUGAGCUCUGGUGUUUGAUUUGGAACUGAGACGCGAACGUGUAUCGCAGUGCGGUGUGUGUGUGUGUCAGAGCGGCCAGCCACACCCCCUUCCAGGCAGAAGUCUCUCGGCGGCUGUCGACAGCGGCAAGAAGGGGCCCACCGACUGCGCAGUGUCGUCUCAAUGACGGCGUGAACGGCGGAGAGAGAAGACUCCCAGUGAGAAUUGUAUGAGUGUCUCCGGCAGCAGGGCAGCCAGAAGCUACCGGAGGGAGCCCUGAAGGCGCGCCAGCUCUUCGGGGAUCGGCGCUGACGAGGAGGGGAGGUCACUGACUCGGGGUUCGCGCGAGCCGGAAAAAUUUUCUCACUGUACCAAGGCAGACCGCCGAGGAGCGACUUCGUUUCGCUCCCCGCAGUCGCCGAGCCCGACAGAUCCGCGACGGACUUCGCCACGAUGAACUCGUACUUCGAGCAGUCGGGCUUCUACGGGGCGCACCACCACCAGGCGGCGUCGGGGGCGGCCGGGGGCGGAGGGCCCGGCCACCACCACGACCAGACGGCGGCGGCGGCCGCCGCCGCCGCCUACCGCAGCUUCCCGCUCGGCCUGGGCAUGUCGCCGUACACGUCUUCACAGCACCACCAUCACCACCACCACGGGCUGCACCAGGCGGCACGCCCGCCGCAAGACUCGCCCUACGACGCCAGCAUCGCCGCCGCCACGUGCAAGCUGUACGGCGCCGGCGGCGGUGCGGGGGCGGCGGGGGCGGCAGCGGGCGCCGGCGACCCGCAGGCGGUGGCCAACUACAGCGCGGGCAAGCCCGACUGCAGCAAGUCGGAGGCGACGACGCCCGUCAGCGGCGCCGGGGGCGGCGGCCACCAAAACGGCUACGCGGCCGUCGUCGCCGCCGCCAAGGACGUGUGGCAGAGUGGCGGCGGGGGAGCGGGCGGCGGCGGUGGAGGCGGGGGCGGCGCGGGCGGCGGCGCCGGGGGCGGAGGGCUCGUGGGCGCCCCCGUGCGGCCCGCCGCCUGCACGCCCGACUCGCGCGUCGCCGGGGGCGGCGCGGCGGCGGGCUACGCGGGACUCGUCGGCGGAGACCCCGCCGCCUCUCCGGGGGCGGCGUCCGGCGGCAGGGCAUCGGCUCCCGGGGGCGGGACGCUCGGCUCCUGGAACCAAUGCUCCAUCAACAGCUCCGUCGCGCAGCCGGCCGUGGUGCACCAGCAGCCGACCAACCACACCUUCUACCCGUGGAUGGCCAUAGCAGGUGAGUGUGGUCACCAUCACGGCAACUUCUCUUGGUUAAAGGAUAGCGCAGGUGCACCCGUGCCUUACCAGUGGAUCGCAGGCGCCAACGGGUUGCGCCGAAGAGGCCGGCAGACAUACACACGCUACCAGACGCUGGAACUGGAGAAGGAGUUCCACACGAACCACUACCUGACGCGGCGGAGGCGCAUCGAGAUGGCGCACGCGCUCUGUCUGACGGAGCGCCAGAUCAAGAUCUGGUUCCAAAACAGGCGCAUGAAGCUCAAAAAGGAGAUACAGGCCAUCAAGGAGCUGAACGAGCAAGAGAAGCAGGCGCAGGCGCAGAAGGCGGCAGCGGCGGCGGCUGCGGCGGCGGCGGCUCAGCAGCAGCAACAGCAGCAGCAGCAGGCGGGGGCGGCGGGUGGAGGCGGCGACAACAACUAGGAGCGGUGGGGCGAGGCGGCGUGGGGCGGCGUGCACUAGCAGGUAGGGUACGCUCGCUGACUCGCUUGCAUGCGUGCGUUUACGAGUGCGUGAGCAUGCGUGUGCGUGUGCGGUUGCUGCGUACGAAGCGCCAGCGCCGCCACACACAUACACAUUCACGACUGCCAGCCGCCACUGCCGACCUCCACCUGCGCCGACUUCGCAACGACCACGACCACGCCGGCGUCGCCGGGGAACCCCCACAAGAUGCCGACUGUGAGUGGAACGCAGGGACGAGUGCAAAGGCGACACGAACCCCGCCACGUGGUGUGCACGUGCGUCAGGUGCCUCGCUUUGUUUCUGUUACCGCCUGUUACAGGUACCUCCGAGUAUCGCCCGCCUUGUAUCAUAGGACUACUAUUCCACUGUAUACCAAUGUUCAAAGCCGGACAUUUUAGCCCUUUUUGUGCUGUGCUUCGAGUAGAACGUUCUUUCAAAGCGACGUUCUGCAUUUUUUUUUUCCACUGUUCGAGCUUCCGAGUUCAGUUUCCCGUGCCGUGGACACACCUAUAGCGAAGCGGAACUGUGGAAAGAAAGUUCAAAGUGUUUUCAGAUUACUUGAUUUCACAGUACGAAGCGUGGACAAUAAGCGCUCAGUUUCGAAGCAGGAGAUGUGUACUUAGAAGAGAACUCACAAGUGUAGAAAUGUUGUAGAAUGUAUCUUUCCUCUCCUUCUCACUUGUGAGCACAAAAGAUUCUGCUAAUUAUUAGCCAUUACUGUGUAUGAAUGUAAUGCAUACUGCAUGUGUUGUAGCGAAGUAUAUACUGUUAGCUAUUAAUCCAUCAAUAUUAGUUAAGGUGUGUCUUACAUUGUUAUCUGGAAGGCAGUAAGGAUUUCAGUCGUUCCCGGUUGGCUUAAGACUUGAACUGAUUAAAAAAACUGUUGAGACAGCUGCGAACAUUUGCCCUCGAAUGACAACGUUAACUGUUGAUUCUGACAUUGCUUGUACCUGCAGACAAAAACUUUUUUGUACGGUCUAAGCACUUUGCAAAGCUUUAAAAUCGUAACCAUUACUCCGGAUUUUCGUGGUAACCGCGAGAUGAACUUUUCCUUAAAGUAGGGAAGGGAGUUCGAUGAGCUCUUAUCUCUCUACUGCUCACCAUAGUUCUGGGAACCUAGCUUAAAGUCUUUCAUUUGCUCGAAAAUGGCUGAUAAAUGUGUAACUCUGACGUAAAGAUUGGAGGUGACUGAGUAUAGUAACUUCUACCUCUGCUCUAAAUAGCAGGACAGUUUGUGUACUUGAGGUGCUGUGGCAUAUCCGAGCCAAACCACGUCUCAAAAUUUGCAAAUUUUCCAAUCUAGAGGACCUGUGAGGAAGAGACUUUUUUCUGUAUAUAAGAUCGAGUAAUGUCCAUACUUUGGCUCUGAUAUGACCAUCGCGAUAGACAUUUCUGUGGU
Messenger RNA from Schistocerca americana (American grasshopper), 4278 nucleotides. Its product is annotated as homeotic protein ultrabithorax-like. The record is from RefSeq and is a predicted model, not a curated record. NCBI's taxonomy places the organism in Eukaryota, Metazoa, Arthropoda, Insecta, Orthoptera, Acrididae. Gene Ontology annotation, biological process: anterior/posterior pattern specification; negative regulation of transcription by RNA polymerase II. Gene Ontology annotation, molecular function: RNA polymerase II cis-regulatory region sequence-specific DNA binding; DNA-binding transcription factor activity, RNA polymerase II-specific. The coding region runs from base 1611 to 2840 and encodes 409 amino acids. The transcript has 4 exons. Gene Ontology annotation, cellular component: nucleus.